CAAGAAGAACGCGAUGUCUAUUAUGAUAGUCGAGCAGCGACGCAGCGGGAGUACCGGAGACGCGGAAGCACCCUUCAAUCUUACUAUUCCCAACAUCCUGAGCUUCUGCCACAAUUGCCCUUCACAUUCAGACAUGGCUUCAAGAGAUGGAAGCUCGCGGGCUAUAUCGCGUUGAUGAUCUUCGAUGCUUGCAUCGUGCCCAUCUUGCUAUACUAUGCUCUGACGUUUGGAGGCAAUGUUCAGGGCUGGAUCACAUUCGCUGUCAUCACAGCUAUUUGGGGUGGACCUACAUAUGUUGAGUUCGCAGUCCGAUCUCUGCGAUUGAUCAAGAAAGAAAAUUUCUUUAAGCCGCUGGGGGCUGACCAGAGAUGGGCUUUCGAUAUCACGAAUUGGAUGUUGGUGCUUACGAUUGCGGUCGUCACGUCACUCCUGAUCGUUGGCGCUGCCCCUCAUAUCGUGUUUCUGAGAGUACUUUCAAUGCCGGGGCCUGCUAUUUUGUAUUGUCUAUCAGGUCCCAUCUUCCUAAUGAGUCUUUACAGUGCAUGUGGAUGGAGGGCUCCUUUUCGGAUCAGCUCCACUGCCAAAGGCGAGAAGAUGUUGCCAGGUAUCUACUACAUUGCUGAGGACAUCGUGGCCGUCAAUGCUGGAGGUGGCCGGCCCUUCCGGGAAGGUUGGGCUGCAAGAUAUAAUGCAAGUCCGAUCUUCCGAAAGAUGCUCAGGGAUCUGUCGUGGUUUUGGUCUAUCCCUGGGCUGUUCGUUGCAGUUGCAUGUACAGUUGUUGUUGUCAUCAAUCCUGUUCCGGAGCCUGUUUCAUAUGGUAUUGGAUGGGGCGUUCCUUUCUUAUGGGCAGGUAUCUGGGCUGCCAUUACUGUACCAUGGGUACGAUCAACAAUGGGAAAGGAGAGAAGGGGCUGGGAAGAG
Messenger RNA from Mollisia scopiformis, 921 nucleotides. RefSeq lists its product as uncharacterized. The transcript is spliced from 2 exons. The record is from RefSeq and is a predicted model, not a curated record. Lineage: Eukaryota; Fungi; Ascomycota; Leotiomycetes; Helotiales; Mollisiaceae. The annotation marks the transcript as partial.